UUAUAACGAUACAAAAACAUCAGAUGACGAUCAUUUGCUACUUGAGUAAUUAUUUUACAAUAGAAUUCUUUAAAGAGUAUAAAAUCAUCAUUUUAAUAAAACGUUUAUCUUAAGGGCAUCUUAAAAUAAGUCUUACAGUCGUCUUAUAAAACAAAUCAAGAGACAUCUCGAAGACGUUUCUAAAUCGUCGAAAAUUGUUGCAUAAGACGUCUCAUAGACGUUUUAAAUACGUUUCUCAGUUUUGUAAGACGUCUGAGUGAUUUUAAGAUGUCUUUCAGACGAACAUAAGACGACAUAAUGUUGUGUGGGUAGGUUAGGUUAGGUUAGAUUUGAUUAGUUUUUAGCCGUUAUUAUUCAGAUAUUGAUUGUAUUCAAAGACGUAAGAAAAUUAGCUUUUUUAAUUUCUUGUUUGUUUUUUUUUCUUGUUAAUAAUAUUUUGACACGUCGGUACUUAUAAUCAUGUAAUUUACUAAUAUAGUGAAACGUUUCAGCAAAAUGUUUUUAAAUUUUAAUGAUUUUUUCAUGGAAAUCUUAAAAAUCGUUAAUCUAGCCGGAUAAUUAAAAUUAAAAUAUCUCGGAAACUAAACAUUUCUGUACAUUCGCACUUGUAGUAAGUGGCCUCAACUGCAUUCAGUGUUACGUGCCUGUAAAAUUUUAUCAAAAUCAAGGCUGAAUCGGAUACGGAAGCUCAGCCCUUCACGCUACCCUCGUCAGCAUUGGUUUAUGCUCGGUUGUCUCCGGUGGUAUUCGGUUGCGACCGGCAAGCGCGUGGCGUGCGUCCGGCCGCUAGCGCCGUGACAUGUCGGCAGCCGACCAAAGCAGCUUAAAGUCAAACGCUGACGAUUGGGAAACGAUGUUGUUGUCUUCGUCGCGCGCGCCGCCGCCGACCAUCACUUCCAGCUGCAGAUCCGCAGUUGGUGCGUGGACUGUUUGUUCCAUUCGUCGCGUUUCGACGACGACGCGCUUACUGUCUUAAUCCGUUCGUAAUCGUGACUGGUGCUGCGACAGUUAGAGCGGUCGUUGUGCGUCUACAAUUCGCACAUACAUGCUGCAUGUUCGUCGCCGUUGGCGAUACAGCUACGUGCCUGCUUGUGGAAGUAUCGAUUCGUUUGAGUGCGAGAGCGAACGAGAAAGCGAGGAAGAGAAAGAAAGAGAGGAAAAGAGACUUCGUACUUUUGACUCGCGAGCGGCGUGCGAAAGCGUCACUUUACGCGCGUGGCGUUGUGUCGUCCCGGCGACACGUAAUACAUUUUACGCCCGCCAGCGGCAUUAUGCCGCGAUUAUUAUAAGCGAUGACAGCACACAGCGGCCUACUCGAGUAGCCGAGUUAACGCACUUCGGUGUGAUAACGCACACGGAAGGAAGCAUACGCCGUAACAACACGUCAUCUCGAUGGUACGAUUUUCUACUGUGUGCGUAUGAGCCCGGUCUGCCGCCUGACAGCUCCGCUAACGCGAAAACAAGUGAAGCUGCGCAAAGUGCUGCUUGAUGAAGGCAGUGGCUCCUCGUGGCGUCGGAUUCUCACUGCGGCGGGAGAUUGUCACGCCAUUUCCGGCUAUGCGUCGCGCAAAGGAUAUCGAAGAAAACGUCUUAUACGGGUAAAAGUACUGAGGAUGUUGACGCCAAGACGAGCGGGGCCGGUGGGUCCCGAGGAACUCGGAGAUGGGUCUGAUGACAAAGGCGCGAGCAACGCAACAAGCGGCUCGGUCACCCCAGGCGGAUCCUACGAGCAUGGUGAUAAUUCGAAGGAAUUUUUGUCAACCGGUAGAACUGGCAGGAGAAAUGCAUUACCAGACAUCCUUGGUCGACACGCCGAGACCGGUCUUUCCGAUCUGUCGGAUAGGUUCGAAGAAUUGUCCACCCACACAGGAUACUGGCACAUACAGGAUGUUCACCAACGGCGGACUGGGGGAUUUUCUCCGAACGGAUAUAAAAUUGAAAAAAAUGAUACUUUCCCUAAAUCGACCCCAAGGAUUAAAAAAAAAUAUUUUUGAAUUUCUUUGAUUCUCUCUUAAGAGAUUUUCUCGGGAAAAAGUUUGUUUUUUGACAUUUUCUUAUGGGAAGGAUAUGUUUUAACUUUAUAUUCGUAAAUAACACCAAAAAUAAGAUUUUUUAAUUUUGAAUUUUUUUAAUUUUAAAAAAUUUUUUAAUUAGAGGUUUCAUCAACCUGUUUAAAACUUGUGGAAAGACUCGUAACAUUUUGCGCGCACAAUUAAUAAUCUUAAUCAAUAAAACUAAAAACAAGAACAACAAACACAAGUUAACCAUAAGAAAAUGUUCCUCCCAGUAAAUAUGUCAAAAAGCAAAUUCUUUCUUCACAAAAAUCCCCGAGGGGCGAUUGGAAAAAUUCAAAAAUAUAUAUUUUUUUUAUAUUUUUGAGGUCGAGAUAAGGGGGGGAUCCCAAUCAACGGGAUUCAAAAAUCGAAAUUCCAAUUUUCACAUGAGUCGACAGUUUAGCAUUUCGAAAAUAUGUUCUCAUAGCUUUAAGGAUGUUUAGUACCUAUUUUUGAAAUAUUAGGAAUUUAACAAAAAUUUUACAGAUUGUUUUUACAUAUGUUCGGAGACUUAUGAUAAAAUCCGGAGUUGAUUCACUGAAGUAAUCAAAAGUUAUAAGGAUUUUAAUUUGCAACGAAUCCGUGACUUUAUGGAAAACGUGUAACCGUGUUUAUUUAACUGGCUAAAAUGGAUAGAAAACAACUUUUUUUGUUGAAGAAGUUUCUUUUUAUACAUUUUUAUGGUCACUAUUUUUCCUUUAAGGGCCUACUUUUGGCAUUGUGGAUAAACACAACUAACCUCUAUCCGCACGUCAAGCAUAAUUCAAAAAAUUCGAAAAUUCUUAGAAAAAAAACAACAGAAAUUUAAAAGUACAUUUCUGCACUCUAUUUAUGAAUAAAUGAUAAGAUUCUGUGCAAUCUUUAUUACUCAAACUAUAUGAGAAGAGCAUAUAUUCGUUAAAAUCAAAUUUCAGCAACUUUUUGCUACGAUUAUACGUACGAAACAUCCUUAAGUCGGAACUCGAACAUUAAAUGGAGCUACAGCCGAUUAGAAUGUAGCGCGUUACGCUGUGAUAGGUAUCUUUACUGAAAACUAAACGCGUCUCUUUCAAAAUCACUUUUUUCAAAUUGGCGUGCAACAUAACUCAAAAAAUAUUUAACCGACCCAUUUCUACUGAUGCACACAUUUACAUAAAUAUUUUCUUCAGGUAAUAAACUUCCAAAAAUAAUAAAAUUGUUUAAUUUAAU
This is a messenger RNA of Linepithema humile (Argentine ant), 3242 nucleotides long. RefSeq lists its product as uncharacterized. Gene Ontology annotation, molecular function: cAMP-dependent protein kinase inhibitor activity. The record is from RefSeq and is a predicted model, not a curated record. Gene Ontology annotation, cellular component: cytoplasm; nucleus. Lineage: Eukaryota; Metazoa; Arthropoda; Insecta; Hymenoptera; Formicidae. Gene Ontology annotation, biological process: negative regulation of cAMP-dependent protein kinase activity.